AUGGGUAGUGGGUAGAAUCGAUAAUUAAAUGUGCCUGUAGUUUAUCUUGAAAAUCAUAAAAAUGUUGGCAGUUAUAGGUUCGUAUAGAAUUAGAGACAAAAUAUUCCAAAAGCAUAUUUAAAAAUAGAACCAAAUUAUUAAAAGAUUGAACGAUUAGAAACCAUUAAUAGUGCUGUUGUUCAUGGUGUUGUAGGACUCAAAAAUCUAGGGAAUACAUGUUACUUUAACACAGCUAUUCAUUGUAUAAGUCAUACUUAACCACUUGUGGAUUAUUUCUUGUCAAAAGCCUAUAAAAUUAACUCUUCUUGUCCAACAUCUGGAAAUAUAACAAAAGCAUUUGUAUCUCUAAUGGAACAAAUAUGGGAUGAUGAAAAUUGUUUUGCAGAAUCUAAGGAUUUUCGUUUACUUGUAUAAGGUUAAAAACUUAAACCUUAUAAUAAAUGUAUAAAUCCAAUAAAGCUUUUAAAUCUCUUGCAAAAGUAUAGCAAACGAUUUGCAUUAGGAGGUAAUCAAAUUUUCAUUAUUUGUCAGAUUAGGAAGAUUGUUAAGAAUUAUUAUCUUAUCUUCUUGAUUUACUACAUCAAGAAUUAAAUAGAUCAUAGCCAAACUCUAAAAGUGUAACAAAAGAUUACACAGGUGAAUAUAUUGAUCCAAAAUGGGCAGCAGAUAGUUGGGGUGAACAUUUAAAGAUUAAUAGAAGCAUUAUUGUAGAUUUAUUCUAAGGAUAAUUAAAAUCUACAUGUAAAUGUUAAGAAUGUGGAUUCUAAAGUCAUAAAUUUGAACCUUUCCUCUUCCUUAAUCUUCCAAUUCCUAAAUAAAAAGUUUCAAUCUAUAAAUGUUUAGAUUUAUUUCAAGAACCAGAACUUUUAUCAGGUUCAUGUUAAUGGAAAUGUCCCAAUUGCAAAAUUAAUAGAGAUUUCAAAAAAUAAAUUUAACUAUGGAAAUUACCUAAUCAACUUAUUAUUCAUUUAAAAAGAUUUGAAUAUCAACAUAGAAAACAAGUCAAACUUAAUACAGUAGUCGAAUUUCCAUUAGAAUUAGAUAUGGCAUAAUAUUGUGUUGAUUAAGCCAUUUCAUGUUAUUAAUUAUAUGCAGUAGCAUAACAUGAUGGUUCAUCUUAUGGUGGUCAUUAUGUGGCUUUAUGUAAAGCCUAAAAUAAUACUUGGUAUAUGUACAACGAUGAAUAAGUGUUUAGAAUUUAAGAUGUUAAAAAAAUGGUGUAAAAUGAAUAUGCAUAUAUGCUCUUUUAUUAAAGAUAUGAUAACAUUUACAGAUAAACAUUAAAUAAACCAGAAGCAUGGCCUCAUUUUAGAUUACCAAAAAUAUCAUAAACAACUCAUUUGAUGGUUUAAACAGAUAGGAAAUCUUAAGAUUCAAGUCCAAUAUAAUUAGAAUCAACACCUUUAGAUAAUUAAACUGGAGUUAUAAGUUAAUAAAGAUCAUAAUAAGAUAUUAAAUUUAACUCUAUUUAAUGA
Molecule: messenger RNA, 1475 nt
Organism: Paramecium pentaurelia
Lineage: Eukaryota; Ciliophora; Oligohymenophorea; Peniculida; Parameciidae
Source: the annotation of a GenBank genome assembly